UGUUUACUAUGUGUUGGUGACACGACAAAAGUAGUGUCUCUUUGAUUCAUCUCUAUAUAAGAUGGGGAACGUUUACGGCUAUAUAGUUCUAUAGCAAGCUAAAGCUUUGUAGUUGUUGAAGAGCUAGCUAGCAGCAUAUAUAGAGAUGGCUUUGAGUAGCAGUACUACUGGCAAACUGGAGACUCUGGAGGAGGUGGUAGAGAUCAAAUCCUCAGCUGAUAAAUUGUACGCGAUCAUAACCACCGAGCACCAUAAUGUUCCCAAAGCCUCCUCUGAUCAUAUACACGACGUUGCAGUACAUGAAGGUGACUGGGAAACUUCUGGUUCAAUAAAGCUCUGGAAAUAUACCGUAGAUGGAACUGUUGAGACACUUAAGGAGAAGGUGGAGAUAGAUGAAGCAAACAAGAGGGUGAGUUUCACAGCAUUGGAGGGACAUGUGCUGGAGCAGUACAAAAACUAUAACAGUAUCAUUCAGGUCACUCCAAAGAGUGAUGAAGGAUCUAAUCUGGUCAAAAUUACUGUGGAAUAUGAAAAGCUUAAUGAAGGUGAUCAGCCUCCAAAUAAGUACCUUCGCUUUCUGGUCAAUGUCAUGAAGGAUAUUGAUGCACAUCUUAUUGCUUCUUAAUUGGACUAUACGUACACGUACGUGAAACUCCGGGUGAUCAUGAUCUAUAUAUUUAUAAGAAUAAAGGCUCGUGAUCAAUCUAGCUACUCCUGUUUGUUUGCCGUUUCCUGACUUGUUUCUUUAAGGUUUUAAGCAAGAAUGAAUUGGAUGUAGUAUUAUGAUCAAGUUUAAAAACGAAAGUAUUAAUUAAGGUUCAAAUGAUACUUAUG
Rosa chinensis is the source of this 834-nucleotide messenger RNA. RefSeq names its product MLP-like protein 43. Gene Ontology annotation, biological process: defense response. Bases 146 to 625 code for a protein of 159 amino acids. The transcript has 2 exons. Lineage: Eukaryota; Viridiplantae; Streptophyta; Magnoliopsida; Rosales; Rosaceae. The record is from RefSeq and is a predicted model, not a curated record.